Molecule: messenger RNA, 4943 nt
Organism: Liolophura sinensis
Lineage: Eukaryota; Metazoa; Mollusca; Polyplacophora; Chitonida; Chitonidae
Product: transmembrane channel-like protein 7
Exons: 16
Coding region: 529-3213 (894 amino acids)
Cellular component (GO): plasma membrane
Molecular function (GO): mechanosensitive monoatomic ion channel activity
Source: RefSeq, a predicted model, not a curated record
UUGUCCCAGCACACUCUGACAACAAAUGCCCUAGCUAUUACUCUACUGAACUGAAAGGCAGAGAUGUGUGGUGUACAUUACCUGGGAAGGAUAAGUAGGUACAAGGCCAUCUACCUGUAGGUGUGGCUAUAGUCCUGGGACACUUUGCCAACACCCUGCAGUUUGUGAAGACCAGUCAGUGAUCGGACAGUCAUAAAAGUGUCUUGUGCUACCCGGUUGUUUUGACCAUUGAAAAUUGAAGUUUUUCACAGUUGACAUCACAUGAUUGGGACAUAGAUAACUGGUGUAUACAGAGAAAUAUCAACACAGAAGCCAGGACCAUUGGGCUGAUAUCAUUUUGACUGGAACAGUGAGUGCGACAGGUGUUGUCUGUGGUGUGUACAACACAACCCAGACAGUAACUGUGUGUAUGUCAUACACACCUGUGCACAUGCAGUGGAUAGUGUUGAAGCUCUGGUGCUCCUGAAUAUCAACAAUCAUUAGACUUUUCUGUUUUCUGUUAGAGACCUGUUAUUACAAGAUAGCCCUAUGUCAAACACAAUGUAUACCACACAUCCUUCUAGCAGUAUGUAUCGCUACCAUCCCCCAGUGGUACCUCCUCAUGGUGAAGAAAGAUACCCUGAGGAAGUUAGAGGUGCAUAUAACCCUGGUUACAGUUACAGUAAUGCUGCGUUCCAGAGAGAUGAACUAGAUAUCCAGCCUCACUACCAGCACCAAAGAGGUGGGAGUCUUGGACCUUUUGAAAGCACUCGCGCUGAUAUGUAUGUUGGUAUGUACACCGGUGGUGGAGUUAACGCGUAUCAGGACGAUGUGUAUGACAAUGCAGGUGAACAAAUCAACAGUCGUGCUGACCAGUACAGGAAUGAUGUUGAUGUUCGGAAACAGCAGCAAGAUCCGACAGCAGACUAUGGUGAUGGGGAGUCUGUGGUGACCUUAGACCCGACAGAAGAGAACCAUGUGCCGAAAGAUGGCUACGUUAAUUCUGACCUACGUUACAGGUUUAGGAAGAGGUCUGCGGGUGAAUUGUGGGAGUCGGUGAAGGAAUCGCGCCAGAUAUUGGCAAAGCAGGGGCUGCCCAGCCGAGGCACGAUUGGACGAAGACAGAACUUGAGCCAGCGGAUAAAGGAGAGUCGUGAGGCAGAUAAUAAUCAGCCUCUAACUCCAACAGAUUACACAGAUAUGAUCAGAAGAGAUCGGGUGAUGUCCCAUCAGAAUAAGUCUGGCACAGGAUUGUACACCCUCAAGAGAAAGUCAUUCUAUAAACUGCGUUUACAAGCCAAAGAGGUAGCAGGACGAUUAGAAUUCUGGGCAAAAUCAUUGAAAGUCAUUGAAGGUCAUUUUGGAUCAGCCAUCCUGUCAUAUUUCACCUUUGUGAGAUGGCUGAUGUUUCUGAACCUGUUUAUUGGCAUGCUGCUUUUCCUGGUUAUCACACUGCCUUACCUGGUACUGCAGCCCAACCAGACCUUCCAAGAGUAUGCAGAUGCCAUUGCUGUCACAGAUGAUGUGUUUUUGAACCAGUCAGUAAAAUGUUCAGAGAAGUACUUGAACUACUUGAAUGAUACGGUCUCCAAGCAUAAUGCUACUGACUAUGUACUGGACUUUCUUCAAGGCACGGGUUUUAUGGAAAAUACAGUCCUGUUCUAUGGAAAUUAUUUUAACAAGACGUUGGCUGGUUUUGACCCCGCACACUUGGUGCAAGACCCAUGGUCCAUGGUGUAUAACAUGUCUCUGGCUUACCUCCUGGCUACAGGAGUCUACUUUAUCGUCAGCUUCAUCCUUAUUAUCAGACACUCAGCGGCUGGUCUGAAGGAAGGUGUGCUGAGUCAGGAGACCUCGUCCACCAAAUACUGUAACAAGGUACUGACGGGCUGGGACUUCUGUAUUACGGAUGGCUCCAAGGCCAUGUUGAAACAUCGCAACCUGAGGAAAGAGCUGGAGGCAGACCUGUUUGAGCAGCAAAUGGAGAGAGAAAGAGCUGCCCGUAGGAAACGAGACUGGAUCAAGCUCUAUGUGAUCCGCAUCUUUAUCAACAUCUGUGUGGUGUCUGUGUUAGGAGCAGCUUUAGCCCUGAUUUACCUGACCAAUGAUUGGUCCCUCAUGCUUCAGAAGAAUGAUGCAAUCACAGAGCAGAUACUGAAACUUCUGGUUCAGUUCUUACCAUCCAUCACCAUCACCAUCCUGAACAUCAUUGUACCGGUCUUCUUUGGCAUCCUUGUCAGGCCCGAAGGCUACUCCCCAGGCUUUGAGAUAAAGAUCACCCUGGCUAGGACAGUGCUGUUACGUCUGGCCUCGGUUCUGAUUUUGAUGAUCUCGCUGUACGAUCAGGUUGUGGCCACAACUAGCCUCAGGGACAAGGUCAGACAGGGAACAACCGCAGCUUUAGAGGCAAUAGGAGGAGACAACUCAAGUCAGGCUGAACCUCAGGUUGAUUUAAAUAUUACUUCUUCAUCCAGUGAGUGUGGGAACAAAAACUUCAACCAGGUCAGGUGUUGGGAGACAUACGUGGGACAACAGCUAUACAAACUGGUUCUCCUGGAUCUCAUUGUCGUGCUGCUGGUUACAUUUUUUGUGGAGUUCCCGAGAAAGCUAUUGCAUCGCAAGUUCCAUUCUAAAUUUCGCCUGAUCAGCUGGCUGGGAAAGCAGCAGUUUGACAUACCUCAAAAUGUGCUGGAUAUUGUUUACUGUCAGACUCUCUGCUGGCUUGGCGCUUUCUUCAGUCCCCUUAUCCCAUUCAUUUCCAUGCUCAAGUGCUUUAUUUUCUUCUAUGUAAAGAAGUUGACCUUGCUUCAGAACUGUGACCCCCCGGAGAAACCAUUCCACACUUCACGCUCCAACUCCUUCUUUAUGACAGUUCUCCUCAUCUCAUUUAUCAUGGCCUCUAUUCCUAUAGGGUACAUUGUGGGCAGAAUCCCUCCGUCUCAGAGUUGUGGCCCUUUCCGGGUGUACAGUGAGCCAGAGUAUUACAUGUUCCAUUCACUCACCAACCUCAUCCAGACCUUCUCAGACACAACCAGAGAUUUCUUCUAUUUCUUUGGCUCUGUGGCUUUCUAUGUCCCAGCCAUCAUCUUACUUUGCCUCUUGAUGUACUACUUCUGGGCUGUGGGCCAGGGUUACAAGAAGAUGGGAGAACUGCUCAAGACUCAGUUAGCGAUGGAAGGAAAGGAUAAGCAGUACCUGUUGAUGCGUGUAACAGAAGCUUUCAAGAGAGGCUAACAGCAUGUCUGCAUCUUUAGAUGUGCUAUUUAUAUAUAUAUAUUUAUAGGCAGACUGCCUCAGACAGACUUGUUUGUUUGUUCACAUCAGUGGUUCACCAAAGCUUUUUAAUGAUAUACCAAAGGAAUUGUAUAGAUAUGAAAUGAGCUAUGUUUUAUAAGUAUCAACUGUAUCAUUCCCAUUUUUUAGGUGUUAAGACAGGCAUGCAGAAGUUUUGUAUGUGUUUGUUAUUUGAACUGUACAUUUAUGUAUUUGUUUGUCUGUCUGGUGUGACUUCAUGUUUUAUACGUUGUAUUAGAUGCUGACGCCAAACUUAAGGUGGGACUCAUAUUUGUAUUUUUGUACAGUGUUGUGGAUAUACUUGUAUUUAGUAGUGUAGUCUUAAUGUGCAAUAUACUUACAGCAUUGUGCGCAUGAACUGGAGACUAUGUACAAGUACAUGCGCAUACAUGUAUAUUGACAGAAAUGUGUCAUGGCUUUAAUGGCAUUUUCCCUCAGAAUAUAAACCAGGCUAGUACUUAGAGAAAAAGACAACAAAUAAUAGAGCCUUACUUACUUUGGAUUUUAGAAACAGAUUGCCAGCAAGUUAUUAAAAUUGAUUACAUAAUAUGGUGGUGCUUUAAAUUUCUCUCAUUUUCACUUGUUUUAAAUUGAGAUAUCCUGGUUAUUGAAUACCACUAAAGUAAACAGGAAUGUGUUUUAAAUUUUGGGAGAAAUGCUUUACCAAUGCGUCUUCGUGUACAUAUAUUUGGUCUAUCAUUGUCUCUUUUUCAAAGUGCUGGGAUAGGCUGACUGAUAAGGCUUAUAUAAGCCAGACUCAGCAGCUACAUGCAGAUUCUCUGAUAUUCCAGUUGGAAAGUUUUGUUGAUAAAUAUAGGUGCACUGGUUGAAUGCUUGUGGUUUGCACUUUGGCAGUCUUGUAGCCAUCUCUUCAUGAACCUGCAUGUGUAAACAAAGCUUCCAGUGGUUUAUCUCGCAUAACUAAUGUGCAUGUAAAUACAUGGUCACGCAGUGGUUAUGAGGUUUGUCAUCUAUAUCACAUACAUGUAUGUGGAUGGUCAUGCAGUGGUUAUGAGGUUUGUCAUCUAGAUUAUAUACAUGUAUGUGGAUGGUCAUGCAGUGGUUAUGAGUUUUGUCAUCUAGAUUAUAUACAUGUGUGUGGAUGGUCAUGCAGUGGUUAUGAGUUUUGUCAUCUAGAUUAUAUACAUGUGUGUGGAUGGUCAUGCAGUGGUUAUGAGUUUUGUCAUCGAGAUUAUAUACAUGUAUGUGGAUGGUCAUGCAGUGGUUAUGGGUUUUGUCAUCGAGAUGAUAUACAUGUAUGUAGUUAUCAUGACCAUGAGGACAAAAUGUCUCACAAAAUGUGCACUCUGUGGUUUUGUAUACACAAGUACUAUGUUGACAAAAUUUUACAAGUACAUGCCAUUGUGCACAUUUGUGCUGGAGUCUCUCUGAAACUUUCCCCACUGUUUGAACCUGUGUUCAUAUACAUGCUCCGCAGAAUUGUCUCUAUUAAAAUCAAAUUUCACUAGGUUUUUCACUGUGCAUGUUUUAUGCGGAAGACAUUGUGAUUAUUAAAGUUAUACUGUAUGUUGAUUGUGUACAUGGGUGUGCCUAUAUACAUGGAUGUCAGAGUGCAUAUAAUGCCUCUGGUUAUACAUAUAUUUUUGGAUUGUAUUGAUGAAAUGUUAACCACAUAUGCAAUUUAGUGUAUAUCUGGUUCAUGUAAAUAA